Molecule: messenger RNA, 6140 nt
Organism: Homo sapiens (human)
Lineage: Eukaryota; Metazoa; Chordata; Mammalia; Primates; Hominidae
Gene: NPAT
Product: nuclear protein, coactivator of histone transcription
Exons: 18
Coding region: 103-4413 (1436 amino acids)
Biological process (GO): negative regulation of DNA-templated transcription
Cellular component (GO): Cajal body; nucleus; chromosome
Source: RefSeq, a predicted model, not a curated record
AGUGCCGCCACUGGAACCAGGAGAUGCGGCGCAGGAGCUGUCGCUGUGUUUGCUUUAACCUGAGUCUUGUUCCUUAUUGUGGUUCCUGCUGUGGUUUUGAUCAUGUUGUUACCCUCGGACGUAGCCCGGCUUGUAUUGGGUUACUUACAGCAAGAAAACCUCAUUUCUACCUGCCAGACUUUUAUUUUGGAAAGUUCAGAUUUAAAAGAAUAUGCAGAACAUUGUACAGAUGAAGGGUUUAUUCCAGCCUGCUUACUGUCCUUAUUUGGAAAAAACUUGACAACAAUUUUAAAUGAGUAUGUAGCUAUGAAAACAAAAGAAACAUCAAAUAAUGUCCCAGCAAUAAUGUCAUCUCUAUGGAAGAAAUUGGACCAUACACUUUCUCAGAUCAGGAGCAUGCAAAGUUCCCCAAGGUUUGCUGGCAGUCAGAGAGCCCGAACGAGAACUGGAAUUGCAGAAAUCAAACGGCAGAGAAAGCUUGCAUCUCAAACAGCUCCAGCCAGUGCAGAGUUGCUCACUUUACCUUACCUUUCAGGACAGUUUACCACUCCUCCUUCCACAGGUACACAGGUUACUCGACCAAGUGGCCAAAUUUCAGAUCCAUCGAGGUCAUAUUUUGUAGUGGUCAACCACUCACAGUCACAAGAUACUGUAACCACUGGAGAAGCUUUAAAUGUCAUUCCUGGUGCUCAGGAAAAGAAAGCACAUGCCAGUUUAAUGUCUCCCGGUAGACGCAAAAGUGAAUCUCAGAGAAAAAGUACCACUUUGUCUGGCCCUCAUUCAACAAUACGGAAUUUCCAAGAUCCAAACGCUUUUGCAGUAGAAAAACAAAUGGUUAUUGAAAAUGCACGAGAAAAAAUACUAAGCAACAAAUCUCUUCAAGAAAAGCUAGCAGAAAACAUAAAUAAAUUUUUAACUAGUGAUAACAAUAUUGCCCAAGUACCUAAGCAAACAGAUAACAACCCUACGGAGCCAGAGACUUCAAUUGAUGAAUUCCUAGGACUUCCGAGUGAAAUUCACAUGUCUGAAGAAGCUAUACAGGACAUAUUGGAACAGACAGAAUCAGACCCAGCAUUUCAGGCACUCUUUGAUCUCUUUGACUAUGGCAAAACAAAGAAUAAUAAAAAUAUAUCACAAAGUAUUUCCAGUCAACCUAUGGAAUCCAAUCCCAGUAUAGUCUUAGCAGAUGAAACUAAUCUAGCAGUUAAAGGUUCUUUUGAAACAGAAGAAUCUGAUGGUCAGUCUGGUCAGCCCGCUUUUUGUACAUCCUAUCAGAAUGAUGACCCAUUAAAUGCUUUGAAGAAUAGCAACAACCAUGAUGUGCUUAGACAAGAAGACCAGGAAAAUUUUUCCCAAAUAAGUACCAGCAUACAGAAAAAGGCCUUUAAAACAGCUGUACCCACUGAACAGAAGUGUGACAUUGACAUUACCUUUGAGUCCGUGCCUAAUUUGAAUGACUUUAACCAAAGAGGGAAUUCUAAUGCUGAAUGUAAUCCACAUUGUGCUGAAUUAUACACCAAUCAGAUGUCCACUGAAACUGAAAUGGCUAUAGGGAUUGAAAAGAACUCUUUGUCUUCAAAUGUACCGAGUGAAUCUCAGUUACAGCCUGAUCAGCCUGAUAUACCAAUAACUUCAUUUGUUUCACUUGGUUGUGAAGCUAACAAUGAAAACUUAAUUCUCUCUGGGAAGAGUUCUCAACUUUUAUCCCAAGAUACUUCAUUAACUGGAAAGCCAUCUAAAAAAAGUCAAUUUUGUGAAAAUUCUAAUGAUACAGUAAAACUUAAAAUUAAUUUUCAUGGUUCCAAGUCAUCAGAUUCUAGUGAAGUUCACAAGAGUAAAAUAGAAAUUAAUGUGUUAGAACCAGUUAUGUCACAGCUAUCAAAUUGCCAAGAUAAUUCUUGUCUUCAAAGUGAAAUACUACCUGUGUCUGUUGAAAGUUCACAUUUAAAUGUAUCUGGACAAGUAGAAAUUCAUCUUGGAGAUUCGCUGUCUUCUACUAAACAACCAUCUAAUGAUUCAGCAUCUGUUGAGUUAAAUCAUACAGAAAAUGAAGCUCAGGCAUCCAAGUCUGAGAAUUCACAGGAGCCUUCAUCUUCUGUAAAAGAAGAGAAUACUAUUUUUCUCUCUUUAGGUGGAAAUGCUAACUGUGAGAAAGUUGCACUGACGCCUCCAGAAGGCACUCCUGUAGAAAACAGUCACUCUCUUCCUCCAGAAUCUGUGUGUUCUUCAGUGGGAGAUUCUCACCCUGAGUCCCAAAAUACUGAUGAUAAACCUUCUAGCAACAACUCAGCAGAGAUAGAUGCAUCAAAUAUCGUCUCUCUCAAAGUUAUCAUUAGUGAUGAUCCAUUUGUUUCCUCAGAUACUGAACUUACCAGUGCUGUUUCUAGUAUUAAUGGAGAAAACCUGCCAACUAUAAUCUUGUCUUCUCCUACUAAAUCACCUACUAAAAAUGCAGAACUAGUUAAAUGCCUAUCUUCAGAAGAAACUGUAGGUGCUGUUGUAUAUGCCGAAGUAGGGGAUUCAGCCUCAAUGGAACAGAGUCUUUUAACAUUCAAAUCUGAAGACUCUGCAGUAAACAAUACUCAGAAUGAAGAUGGCAUUGCUUUUUCAGCUAAUGUUACACCAUGUGUUUCCAAGGAUGGAGGAUAUAUACAGUUGAUGCCAGCCACAAGCACAGCUUUUGGCAAUUCAAAUAACAUUCUGAUAGCUACCUGUGUGACUGAUCCAACAGCGUUAGGAACAUCUGUAAGUCAGUCUAAUGUAGUGGUGUUGCCUGGAAAUUCUGCACCUAUGACUGCUCAACCUCUACCACCUCAGUUACAGACACCACCAAGGUCAAACAGUGUAUUUGCUGUCAACCAAGCUGUGUCACCAAACUUUUCACAAGGAUCUGCCAUAAUAAUUGCCUCUCCAGUCCAGCCUGUACUCCAAGGAAUGGUAGGGAUGAUCCCAGUAUCUGUGGUUGGACAGAAUGGAAAUAACUUUUCUACUCCUCCUCGGCAGGUUCUUCAUAUGCCUUUGACAGCACCUGUAUGCAAUAGAAGUAUCCCUCAAUUCCCCGUCCCUCCAAAAUCUCAGAAGGCUCAGGGACUAAGAAACAAGCCUUGUAUAGGAAAACAAGUAAAUAAUUUGGUGGAUUCGUCAGGUCAUUCAGUUGGAUGUCAUGCACAAAAAAAUAGUUUUGUUUUGUUUUGUUUUAGAACUGAAGUUUCUGACAAAAGUAUUGCCACAGAUCUUGGGAAAAAAUCAGAAGAAACCACAGUUCCCUUCCCAGAAGAGAGUAUAGUUCCAGCUGCUAAACCAUGCCACAGACGUGUACUCUGUUUCGACAGCACUACUGCUCCUGUGGCAAAUACGCAGGGGCCAAACCAUAAGAUGGUGUCCCAAAACAAAGAAAGGAAUGCAGUCUCUUUUCCUAAUCUUGACUCACCCAAUGUGUCCUCCACCUUAAAACCCCCUUCUAAUAAUGCUAUCAAAAGAGAGAAAGAGAAGCCUCCUCUGCCUAAGAUUUUAUCUAAAUCGGAAAGUGCCAUUAGCCGGCAUACCACCAUAAGAGAAACUCAAUCAGAAAAGAAAGUUUCACCAACAGAAAUUGUGCUUGAAUCUUUCCAUAAAGCAACAGCUAAUAAGGAGAAUGAAUUAUGCAGCGAUGUAGAAAGACAGAAAAAUCCAGAAAAUUCAAAACUAUCUAUUGGGCAGCAAAAUGGGGGUUUGCGAAGUGAGAAAUCUAUAGCUUCACUGCAAGAAAUGACCAAAAAACAAGGCACAUCUUCAAACAAUAAAAAUGUACUUUCAGUAGGUACAGCUGUGAAGGAUCUAAAACAAGAACAAACUAAAUCCGCCAGUUCUUUGAUUACCACAGAAAUGUUACAGGAUAUACAGAGGCACAGCUCAGUAAGUAGGCUUGCUGAUAGUAGUGAUUUACCUGUGCCCCGGACACCUGGCUCAGGGGCAGGGGAAAAACAUAAAGAAGAACCUAUAGAUAUUAUCAAGGCCCCCUCUAGUAGGCGUUUCAGUGAAGACAGUAGUACAUCAAAAGUAAUGGUCCCUCCUGUCACCCCAGACUUGCCUGCCUGCAGCCCUGCCAGUGAAACAGGAAGUGAAAACAGUGUAAAUAUGGCUGCCCACACAUUAAUGAUUCUCUCCAGGGCAGCCAUUUCUAGGACUACUUCAGCAACUCCUCUGAAAGAUAACACACAACAGUUUAGAGCAUCUUCAAGGAGCACCACAAAAAAGCGGAAAAUUGAGGAAUUAGAUGAACGUGAGCGAAACUCUCGUCCUUCUAGUAAAAAUCUUACAAAUUCAUCAAUACCAAUGAAAAAGAAGAAAAUUAAGAAAAAGAAGCUUCCCAGUUCAUUUCCAGCAGGAAUGGAUGUAGACAAAUUUUUGUUAUCAUUGCAUUAUGAUGAGUAAACAUUCUGGACACAUAAGAACAGUAGGUGUUAAAAACUCAUAUCCCUUAAACUGAGUGUAGGGAAUGGGAUAUUGACAGAAUCUGAAAGCAUGACCUGCACUUUCAUUGUACUGAAACUUCACUUUAUAUCUAAAUCAUGCUGUUUCUGAAACAGCUUCCUAGUUUGUAAAUAGACUUACUUGGUAUAUUUUUAUUUUGGGAAAAACGUUUGCAGAAAUGUAAGUAAAGCCAAUCUGCAAAACUGUAUAGCUUUGACAAUUCCAUAUUGUAAAUACUGUGUAAAUCUUGUUGAAAUAGAGGUUAAAUCAACCUAAUGUUCUUACACUGUGUUUUUUGACUUCUUAUGAUCCCUAAUUCUGAGACUUACUCAUCUGGAAUAGUUUCUCACUUGUUUUGGAGGAAAAUGAUGCUUAUUCUUAUAAAUUACCUUCAGUAACUAUUCAAUAAGACAUUUAAAUACACAAUCACUAAGUACUACAAAAUAAUAACCACCUCAACUGAUAGCAAAAUAUCUAAUUAGAAAUCAACAGUUUGAUGAGUUUUUUUCCUAGAGUGAAUACUACCCCUUUCUUAUAAUUGCUGUAAGUAUUAUAUUUCUGGAAUUUCACACUUUACCUACUCUGAUCACUCUGUUCUCUUUGUUUUAAAGAGAGAAUUUUGUAAACCAUUUAUUGAAUGUUCUGAUCUUUCAUUUAUAACUUAAGAUUUUUUACAGAACUUUAAGUGGUUAGACUAUUGAGCCAUAAAAUUUUGGUUUGUAGUAGAGAUUUCUCGGUAUGUACUUUUCCCCUAAAUGCUGGGGAUUUAAAGAAUUGCACUAAUUCAUAGAACUCUUUACAUUGUAGUGACCAAUGCACAUAUAAUUUAAAUCUUGUGUUCUAUGUGAGAGUUUAUGUGGAGGAUUAUCUUCUGGUGUUGUGUCCAUCAUAAGAUGUAAAAAGAGAAAUCAUAGUUUUAUAUUUUAGUUUCUCCUACAAUGGGUAUGUUAAAUAACUAUAUCUAUACUUAGAUAUAGUGCAUUGUCUGUGUCCCUUAAAGUGUUACAAAGAGUUUCUCUCAAAAGGUCCUUAAGGAGAGUGAGAGAUGAGAGAGGUGCCUUCUCUGUAUUAGACUCACACACAUCAGUCCAGUUGAAGAAUUGGUUUAAACUUUUAAAUGAGAACAGAAAUUAUAAUUAGUACCUGACCAAUUGUGCCUAGAUAUUAAAGUAUGUUCUCUUUAGUACUUUCCGUUCAAUUAAAUAUCAGUAUAUUAGGGAUUUUUUUCUACAGGUGUAUAUUUUGUUGAAGAGUCACUUUCCUCAACCAUUUUUUUGUACUGGGCCUUUAAAAAAAUAAAUCCAUCCAACUUUAACACAACAUUUCUCAGUGUAGAAAUCAUGUCUUCUUAAUUGCUGAACCUUACUGCAAAAACUUGUGAUGUAAGAAAUUUGUAUGGUGUGGCAGUGGUCUAUUCCUAAGGAACUAAAUAUCAUAUAGUUAAUGUUUAUUUAACUCAGCUUGAGACUGUACUACAGUUAGGUUUGAAUAAAUAUUUUCAUUAACUUCAAAAGUUUGAAUUACUUUACAUUGGCAGUCUUGUUUAGAAACUGAUUAAAUUCCUUUGCAAGUCAGUUCUUUUUGGGAGUUUGUACAAUGCUGAAAAUCACAGUUUUCUUCUUAUUCAAUUCAUAGUUGUAUGUACUAAGCACUGAAAAUUCAUAUACAAAUAAAAUAAGUUUACUUUC